CAGCCCGGAGCCUCACUGGCCCCCAGGAGCCCACGGAGCCUCCCUGCCUGCUGAAGUCAUAUAAAGCCUCCCUGAGGGCUGUCCCCCACCCGCCUGUGACCAUGAAGGCUGUCCUCCUUACCCUGCUGGCCAUCGGCUUGGCCCUCCAGCCAGGUACCGCCCUCCAGUGUUACUCCUGCACAGCCCAGGUGAGCAACAGGGACUGCCACAACGUGCAGAACUGCACCCAAGGCCAGACCCAGUGCAAGACGGAGCGCAUCCGUGCAGUUGGGCUCGUGACUGUUAUCAGUAAGGGCUGCAGCUCGGACUGUGUGGAAGAUGCGGAGAACUACUACGUGGGCAAGAAGAACAUCACGUGCUGUUCCAGGGAUCUGUGCAAUGCCAGUGGGGCCCACGGCCUGCAGCCAGCCACCGCGCUGGGGCUGCUCGCCACGCUUGGCAGCCUGCUGCUGUGGGGGCCCAGCCAGCUGUAGGCUCCAGGAGGGUCCACAGCCAAUGCCGUGUCCCUGACCUCAUGACCUGGCAGAGGUCUAACCCUCACCCUGCUCCCCACCUCCAUAGCUCCCCCGGGACUCCUGCCCGGUGCCCGCCUGCCCAGCAGGCUGGGCUGCAGUGCCUUAGAACAGCCUGCAGCCGGCUCCUCUGCAGGCCUUGGCUACUGCUGUUGCCACAGCCCAUGUUUUGGCCACCUUUGCUCAGGUGCCUCCUCUAGGAAGCCUUCUCUGCCCUCUCCUCCAGGAUUGAGCCAGGGCCUUCCAAGGCUGAGAUGAGACGGGCUGGGUAGCAGUCGGGCUGGGAGGGUCACAAAGCCCUGGGAUCUAGAUGAGGCAGGCAGGGAGGGACGAGCCCCUGUUGAUGGACAACCUGGGAGCAGCCUGUAUGCCAGUAUGCUCUUAAUAAACACCUGUUGGACAAGC
Messenger RNA from Ictidomys tridecemlineatus (thirteen-lined ground squirrel), 917 nucleotides. RefSeq names its product prostate stem cell antigen (gene Psca). The record is from RefSeq and is a predicted model, not a curated record. Gene Ontology annotation, cellular component: plasma membrane. Lineage: Eukaryota; Metazoa; Chordata; Mammalia; Rodentia; Sciuridae.